Messenger RNA from Colletotrichum orchidophilum, 1464 nucleotides. RefSeq lists its product as uncharacterized. Bases 1 to 1464 code for a protein of 487 amino acids. The record is from RefSeq and is a predicted model, not a curated record. Lineage: Eukaryota; Fungi; Ascomycota; Sordariomycetes; Glomerellales; Glomerellaceae. The transcript is spliced from 4 exons. Gene Ontology annotation, molecular function: oxidoreductase activity, acting on the aldehyde or oxo group of donors, NAD or NADP as acceptor.
AUGGAUCCUGCUGUGGAAAAGCUGCUUGUGACGAUCGUCGACGGGCGCGCCGAAGUUAUUCGCUUCCGACAGGACAACCUCGUUAGUCUUCAUCACGAGCUGCGCAAAGAGUCCGCGGCCCUGAUUGCCGCCCAGGAGAAGGACACUGGUGCAUCAAAGACCGAGAUCGAAGCCGAGCACUUCCUGGCGCUAGAAACCGUUCGACACUUCUACGAGUCUCUCAAUUUUUCGAAGGAGCUCGAGGCCGAGUAUCUGGUCGCUCAUGGCAAGGAUAACACGAGCAGAAGAACCGGUGCCGGGCUGGUGAUCAUUAGGCCGACCACUUACACCAGGCUGUUCUCUAUUCUGAGUCCACUUGCAGCGGCCUUGGCUGCCGGCUCUGUCGUUGCUCUUGAGCUCGAAGACACAUUGUUGCAGCUAGACGCUGUCCUCCGCACCGUACUUACUCACUCCCUCAAUCAAAAUGCCUUUUGCAUCACCAAAAAGACCAUAGACGAAACAUUGCUGUCGCAAGCAAUCUUGGUAGACCAAACCAACACAGCACCCCUGAACACUGGUCGUGUAAAUCAUCUCGUUUCUGCCAAUAGCGCCCGCGCCAUCGCCGUAGUCGACCGAACAGCCGACGUAGAGGCCGCCGCCAAGGCGAUCACGGCGGCACGCUUCAGCUUCGGCGGCCGAUCGCCCUACGCUCCGGACUUGGUCCUUGUCAAUGAGUUCAUCAAGAAGGAGUUCUUUGAGGCGUGCUCGAAGUACGCCUCGCUUGCAUUCGCUCGUGAGACCACAGUGAAGCGUGCGAGUGACAGCGCCAGCGACAAAACGAGGAAGGCCGUGCAGGAGGCCGAGGAUAAGCGACUCGCCUCAAGCUUUGGGUCGAAGGACUUUAAACUGGUUGAAAUAACGGACAAAAACGCUUCUCUCUUGAACAUCAAGAUUAGCGGGCGUUUUCUGCCUAUCACGGCCUCUUCUGGUCUUAUAGACUCUAUCUACACCCACAAAUUCGAGGACCCUCUCUUGGCCGCCUACCUCUUUGCCAGCCCCGAUGCAGCAAAGUACCUCUCCCAACAUCUCCCCGCCCACGUCUCCGUCAUCAAUCAAAUCCCAUCGAACCUCCUCCUUGGUCCAGCAGCACCAAUUUCUCACGAGGCAGCUUUUACCUUCCGUUACAGUAGAGAAAUGUUCUCCGUAGCUCGGCCGCAGUUCGUUGAGAAGCCUGCUGGCGCGCUCGCGAAAUUGGAGCAGCUCCUCACCCGCUCCGGCGCCAUCACCGCGCAGAGUCUGCAUGCCUUAGCCGUCGCACCGCUGCGCCCGACAAACCAGCCCGGUAACAGCAGACUGGGCUUCUUCGAGCAAGGAUUUGUGUUGGGUGCUGGUCUGAUCAUGAGCGUUGUGCUUCCGAGUCUAGCAUACGGCACAUGGAUUGGCGGACGGCGGGUAUUUGAUUAUGCGCUGAAGCUCAGGGGUUGA